This is a messenger RNA of Rhopalosiphum maidis (corn leaf aphid), 1134 nucleotides long. Its product is annotated as serine/threonine-protein phosphatase 4 catalytic subunit-like. Gene Ontology annotation, molecular function: protein serine/threonine phosphatase activity. NCBI's taxonomy places the organism in Eukaryota, Metazoa, Arthropoda, Insecta, Hemiptera, Aphididae. Gene Ontology annotation, cellular component: nucleus; cytoplasm. The coding region runs from base 87 to 1040 and encodes 317 amino acids. Gene Ontology annotation, biological process: peptidyl-serine dephosphorylation; double-strand break repair via homologous recombination. The record is from RefSeq and is a predicted model, not a curated record. The transcript is spliced from 7 exons.
UCAACUUUUUUCAUAAAUUAAAAAUAUUAACCAACAGUGAAAAAGGAUUAUGAAAAUAAUUAUUCGGGACAAGACAAAAAGUCAAAAUGUCCGUCGUCGUCGUCAAUGUUACUAAGGAGAAUCAGGGUAAUGACUUAGAUCGUCAAAUCGAACAGCUUAGACAAUGCGAAAUCAUCGUGGAACACGAGGUGAAAGCAUUGUGCUCCAAAGCACGUGAAAUACUCAUUGAAGAGAGCAACGUGCAACGCGUUGACUCACCUGUCACGGUAUGUGGAGAUAUUCAUGGACAGUUCUAUGACUUGAAACAAUUGUUUAAAGUAGGCGGUGAUAUUCCUGAAAGAAAUUAUUUAUUUAUGGGCGAUUUUGUUGAUCGAGGAUUUUUCAGUGUUGAGACAUUUUUACUUCUUCUUGCCUUAAAAGUAAGAUAUCCUGAUCGAAUAACAUUGAUACGUGGUAACCAUGAAUCACGUCAAAUUACCCAAGUUUAUGGAUUUUAUGACGAAUGCUUACGAAAAUACAAUAGUGUGGCAGUAUGGCGUUAUUGUACUGAUAUUUUUGAUUAUAUGAGCUUAUCUGCUAUUAUUGAUGGAAAAAUAUUCUGUGUGCAUGGUGGUUUGUCACCUUCAAUACAAACAUUAGAUCAAAUUAGAACAAUUAAUAGAAAACAGGAAGUUCCUCAUGAUGGACCUAUGUGUGAUUUAUUAUGGUCUGAUCCUGAAAAUACUCCAGGAUGGGGUGUGAGUCCUCGAGGUGCUGGAUACCUAUUUGGUUCUGAUGUUGUUUCCCGAUUUAUUACUACAAAUGGUUUGGAUAUUAUUUGUCGAGCUCACCAACUAGUAAUGGAAGGUUACAAAUGGCAUUUUGAUGAAACUGUUCUUACUGUUUGGUCGGCACCUAAUUAUUGUUAUCGUUGUGGUAAUAUUGCGGCAAUAUUAGAACUCAGUGAAACACUACAAAGAGAUUUUAUAAUAUUUGAAGCGGCUAUACAAGUAAGACGUGGAAUGCCAACAAAAAAACAUACAGCUGAUUAUUUCCUUUAAAUGUUCUCUAGUUCUUAAUGUAUUUAAUUAUAAUUUUCUUUUAUUUGUAAGAAAAUAAUGACAAUAUAAUAAAAUGUUUAUUUAUAUUUAAGCU